ACGCAAUCACAAAACCAAUAGUCUUUCUAUAUCCCAUAGCAUGCGGAAGAGUCGUGAAGGUUGAGGUUGGAAACCAAGAUGGGGGUGAAAAUAGAAGUGUUUCGGAUGAUGCUAUACCUGUCGUUCCCUGUGACCAUGUUUUGGAUCUCAAAUCAAGCUGAGUACUUUGAAGAAUACAUAGUGAAGAGAAAGAGGGAGAUCUUCCCGCCAGACGAGAAAAUGCACAGAAAAGAAUUGGAAGACUUCAAGGAGCGAAUGCGUAACCGCAAGGAGCAGCGAAUAUUAAAAGAGAUUGGCAUGGAGUCUGAGCAAUGAGGUAUCCAGAGCAGAAGGGAAGAUGCCCCCAGCAGGCGACCAAUGGCCCGCAAGUCAACUAUUUGGCCUACAGUUGGGGGGAAAACCACCAGAGUGGGACUUGUACUGAAGGGACUGAACGAAUAACGUGGACUUCUAUGGAGAAUACACCCUACAUUCGUGUUCCUGUGCCUCAUUAAACCACAACACAGUAAACAGUCCUGCUGAAAGACUUUUACAAUGCAUACAUUCAGCGCAAUCAAAUAAGAAAAUGUUGCAUUUGUUGAUGUGCACAUCACACAUUGUUUAUUUUAGAUGCAAAAUUAUUUAUUUUUCAAUUAUUUAGAUUUGACCUUACUUUUCUUACUAUCACUCAUUAAAGCUUGACUAUUGUAUUCCUGAAA
Hypomesus transpacificus is the source of this 698-nucleotide messenger RNA. RefSeq names its product protein PET100 homolog, mitochondrial. The coding region runs from base 79 to 315 and encodes 78 amino acids. Gene Ontology annotation, cellular component: mitochondrial inner membrane; mitochondrion. Gene Ontology annotation, biological process: mitochondrial respiratory chain complex IV assembly. The record is from RefSeq and is a predicted model, not a curated record. NCBI's taxonomy places the organism in Eukaryota, Metazoa, Chordata, Actinopteri, Osmeriformes, Osmeridae. The transcript is spliced from 4 exons.